Messenger RNA from Musca domestica (house fly), 5343 nucleotides. RefSeq names its product myc protein (gene Myc). The transcript is spliced from 3 exons. Gene Ontology annotation, molecular function: RNA polymerase II cis-regulatory region sequence-specific DNA binding; DNA-binding transcription factor activity, RNA polymerase II-specific; protein dimerization activity. Gene Ontology annotation, biological process: regulation of transcription by RNA polymerase II. NCBI's taxonomy places the organism in Eukaryota, Metazoa, Arthropoda, Insecta, Diptera, Muscidae. The record is from RefSeq and is a predicted model, not a curated record. The coding region runs from base 2155 to 4308 and encodes 717 amino acids.
GACGGUCGUCUGUCUGUACUACUACGUUGCGGACACCUUUGGCGCGUUCAUAUCGACACUUCAUUGUGGGAUUUUCAUGUGAACGGUCGUGUGGUGUUGCGUUCUUUUUUCCUUUAGCGGUCGCCCUCUGUGUGUGUGCGCGCAUAUAUUGUUCACACGAAAACGAAAAAAUAAAACUUAAGCAAAUCAGCAAACAACAAACUGCUGAACUUAAGAAGACCAGAAAAGAAAUUGUUAGCCACAACAACAACAAUUAUAAAUAAAAAGGGACUUUCUAGACAAGCCCGUCGUGGAUGAACACUAUUGCCUCUUUUUAUUUCAGUACAUUGCUAUACGCGCGCUCAGAACUCAAUAAGAACUACUGCUGAAGAGACACAGACACAGUCGCCGUGUCGUUGCCGCCCGUCACUCACUCAGUUAGUGAGCCACCAGCUAAAAGAAGAAGAAAUAGUGUCAUUUUGUGUGUUCACACAACACCACACACACACAACACAAAUCACAACUAGAAGAAGAAUUAUAGAAAGAAUAUUUCAUCGUCGUUCGUCGUCGUGCUCGAGCGCAAAAUUCUUUCGUGAGAACUUUUUGUCGGUGUAAAAGAACAAGUCAAUGUUGUUGCUGUGCCGAUGGUAAUAAUAAUAAUAAUAAUAAAAAAAAAAUAGAAAUACUACUACAUAGUGUGUGUUCGUUCGGCUCGACCGGCCCCCGUAUGUUGUCAGACUCACAGAAAAUACAGCAAGCAACCAAAACUUAACAACAAAUCUCAAACAAGAAAUCAUUUCCUUUUCCAACACAAAACCCACAACAACACAGUGUGACCGAGGCGCGGAUAGCCCAAUGUGAAUAAAAUUUUGAAAAAAAAAAAAAGAAAUAAAUAAAAUCAAAUCAAGAGUAGAACCCUCCUCUAGUAGUGAAAAUAUUUAAAGCUCGAAUAAGAAGCAAAUGAGAAAAAGAAAUAUUACAGAUUUAUUUGAAAAAUUGCUACGCCCGGAAAGUAACAAGUAACUAAAAAAAUAAAUAAAUAAAUUCAAGUGGAAACUAUUGGAGGCUGUUUGGUGAAGUGUUUUGUGAAAAAUUAAAGGAAAAUAUUUUAAUAAAAAAAGAAAAAUUAAAAAAAAAUUAAUUUUCGUGGUCAUGCCUAGUUUGAUGACAAACAACAAACUUGAAAAUAAAAACAGCAACAAAAUAUUAAAGCGGAAAAAAAUUGUUAAAAUACUUUGACCGCCAAAUUAAGAAAAAAUAUUUUUUUUUUAUUAAAAAUAAAAUUGAAACCAGCCAAGACUCUUUGGCAGCAAGAAAUAAACAAAACAAGAAAAUCACAUAAUUUACAAAACUAUACAUCUGUAGUUUUGUGUUCCAGUAAAGAAAAGAAAAAAAAAAGAAUUGCAACAACAUCUAAGCUCGCACAUAGCAUAAAAGAAAACAAAGUGUUUACAGUUAAUUAUAACAACAGCAGCAACAAACAAAACCAGCAAAUAAAUAUAAACAAACCAAGCCAAGAGAAUAUAUAAUAAAUAACGAAGGCAAAGAAAGUUAGUAAAAGAAAAAAGGAAAGGAAACAAAAACUAAAGUGAAACACACACCGAAAAACAAAGAGAAAAAAUUAAGAAUUAAUAAAAAAUUGAAAUUCUUUUUUAUUUAACCCCAAACCAAAAUUGACCUAAAAAAAACAACAAAGUUCCCGCUUUAUUUGCUAAACACGAAGGAUUAUUUUUUUCAACUUCCUCGCAACCAGCACCGCAUCCUGACCACAACUAUAUACCUAUUCAGCAACAAAACAAAAGGAGAAGAAUAUAUAGCAGCAACACAACAUUUGGAUUAUCUAGAAAAAUAAAAAUUAUUAUUUAUUUUUUGAAUUAGCCUUAAACAAUAAGACAAAAAACAAAAGUUUAUUGAUUAAACUAUAAAAAACAAAAUACAACAAGAGGAUCUGGUAUCUUCUCAAAACCCAAUAUUUAUAUUAAAUAUAUAUACCUACUACAUACAAUAGCAUAUAACACAUCAAAAAAUAUUUUUUACAUUUUCGUCGUUACCAUUAAAAAAACAACAACAAAAACACAAGAAAACAACGGAGCUAACAAUUUGCUAAACUCUAAAAGCUACCAACACAACAUUUUAUUUAUUUGUGAUAAUUCGGAACUGCAACAACUAGACACAAUGGCCAAACUUUGCUUUCCGUAUAGCUCAUCGCCCCCAACCUAUUCUUUUAGCGAUUUUGGGCCCAUCUCCUUCCCCGAUGAAUUCUGCACUAGUGCCGAUACAUUCGAUCUGUUAGAAAGCAUGCCCUCUAUCCACAGCGAUAUACAGAAAUUUGAAUCCGAUCACUAUAACGAUACAUAUGGUGUUGCAUCGAUGGAUCUGGAUGAAAUUGAUGUCAAACCCGAAGUGUGCAAUACAGAUUUAAUGUGGUCAGCACCCAAUAGUAAGAUCUUGAGCACAUCUGCAUCUUCGGUAUCGAGUGAUAUUGUUUCGGUUGCCCCACCCUCUGCGGUUAUGGGCCAUGCACACAGACCCCUGCAACAACAGCAGCUGCAGCAGCAACAACAACACAGACCACAACCGACUGUGGUCACGGCCAAGAAAUUCAAUAGCAUGGGCGAAAUUCUACACAUCAAACAGGAGCAGGAUUUGGAACAACAUUUAGAACCCCAUAGUAUACCCAACACCAAGGUACAGUUGACAACAACAAACAUUCAAAAUAUUCCAGCCGGUACCUCAUUAUUACGUAACAACAAGAAAUUGCAACAGAAUCGCAACAACAACACAUCGUCAUCAUUACGCACGGCAUUAAACAGCACCUGCUUGUCACCGUCGUCGGUGUCGUCACUAUCCUCCCUUAACAUCAGCAAUUGCAGUAGCAAUUCCUCGUCGUCGAUCUACCAACGACCCGAUACCCCACACAGUUUGGAUGAUGAUUCUUCGGUACCAGAUUUCCGCCACAAUGUUGAUUUGGGUGCCUGCAUCGUUGGUAGCAAUAAGAUUUCCCUAACACCUGAUCAUCAUGCCAAUUUCAUCAGUAAUAUUAGCCAAGAACUGCAGGAUACCAGUAAAAAACAAAUCGAUACACGUUUGAUCAGUGGCUGUUCCCUUACCGAAGUUUUGGAUGUGAUAAAUUCGAACAUUACUGAUUUAACAACGUUAUCGACAUCGACAACAACAACAACAAAAUCAUCAGCCACAACGACGUCACCAUCAUCAACAACAACAACAAUACACAAUGGCAACAGUAGUUCGUCAACGCGUUUCUUCGACUAUGAUUCGGAUGAAGAAGACAGUACCGCAUCGAUGUCAGACCACGAAGUGGUGUUUGGUGGCGCUGCUGCCUCACCGGUCUCAAGUCAGUCAUCAAAUAUCGGCUCCUCCACACACAACUAUAUGCAGCACAGUGAUCAUAGUUAUACCCGUAGCAAGGAUGGCAUGGAUGAUAUUAGCACAAAUUUGGAGACACCUUCGGAUUCCGAAGAAGAAAUCGAUGUCGUCUCCAUCACUGAUAAAAAACUACCCACAAAUCCCUCGGACAAGGAUCGUCGUGCCCUACAAACUAAGGUCGCUCAUAAGUUCAAUGCUGCCCGUAUUGUCAAGACACCGAACGGUAUACGUACCAUACCGCCACGUCGUCGCGGUUCCUACGAAUUGCCAUACACACCGGCCAGCAAUAGUCCCGUUAAAUCGGUCAAUAAUUCACGCUUCCCCUCGCCGGCUGCCACACCCUAUCAAAAUCAAUAUACCACCAGCAGCAGCAGCAGCAGUAGCAGCAAAUAUGUGGCGGCACAACAGCAGCAACAACAAAUUGUUGUGAUGACAGAUUCCAAUAUGCUGAGUACGGGUGAUAAGUCGCGUAAACGUCUUUUGGCAAAUGGCAGUGCAGGUACCAUCAUCACCGGUGCCUCCACAAUAAUCAAUGGUGAGCUAAUGAGCGGGACUGUGUUGCCACCCAGUAAAAAGCAUCGCGGCAAGAAAACCAAACACAUGGUCUCCACCAUACAUCUGCAGCCAUCUGGGGCGGUUAGCCGCAGCAUUAGUCUCGAUGAAUCGGCCGAUACCAUUGAGAAACGUAACUUGCACAAUGACAUGGAACGCCAGCGUAGAAUCGGUUUGAAAAAUCUCUUUGAGGCGCUGAAAAAGCAAAUACCCAGCAUAAAGGACAAGGAGCGGGCGCCGAAGGUGAAUAUUUUGCGUGAGGCCGCCAAACUGUGUGAGGCCCUGACCAAAGAGGAUCAACAGCUGUGUGAAUUGAAGGCCAAGCUCAAGGAUGAGUUGAGACGGAAACAGGAGCUCUUGAAUCAACUGCGGCAACUACAAAGAGAUUGAUAAAAUCUAAUGGUAAAUUAUGAUGAUGAGAUGAAGGUGGUGAAGGCGCUGAAAAUGCUAUAGCCAACUGGUUGGUUACAGCAGCGGCAGCAGAACGAGAUGGAGGAGAAAUGUAACUUCUAUUCGUGAAACAAAGAAAAAAAGUGGUCUGUGUGGUCCAUUAUUACAAGUGAGACGUCAGGUAUCAUAACCCCCACAAGGCUGUAUAAUUUUUUUUUGUAACAAAAAAAUCUUUAAUUUUUUUAUUGUAAAAAAGAGAGUAGAUGCUAACCCUUCAUUGAGAGAGCGAGAGGAAUCAAAUCCCCAAACCUUGCGUAUGGCAUAACAUGAUUCAAAACAAAUUGACGUUUAAAAGAAAGCCUUUUGUUGUGAGAGCUUAAAGUUUAGUCACCUAUUUUGUUUUUUUAAAGAUUCCUCAACAAAAAAUUGAGGAAAUCCCAUGAAAAAUUGUGUUAUGUUUUUUUGAACAUUGAAAUUGAAUUGAAAUGUUUAUUGAGUUUUCCUUUUUAUUUCAUUUUUUAUUUUUCAAAACAAAAAUUUAACCAUAUUUUUCGUAGAUUUUAAGUUAAUUGAUUGAUGAACGUAUUUUUAUUUUAAUUUUUAGAUUUUUUCCCUCUUUAUAUAAAAACAACAACAAAAAAACUAUUUGAUAUUAGCCUGCUGCUUUUUAGAGAAAGCACAUUUAUUUUUCUCGAAAUUGACAUUGUAAAUUUUUAUUUUUAUUUUUUGAAAAAAAAAGAGAACUAUGUUUUAAUUAAUAUUACAACACAACUUUUUCCUAUUACUAUAUAACAACAACAACAACAAAUUUAUCUUUAUAUCAUAUAUUGUUUAGAAAUAUUUUUUAUUUUUGUGAUAACCAACCACCAACAACAACAACAGCGAUAGUAGAGUUGUUGUUUUAAUUCUUUAUUGUUUUUUAAAAAAAAAAAGAAAAUCGCCCAGAAGAUCUGUGAACUAUAAAGAAUAUAUUACUAUUUAACAUUUUUUAUUAUAAAUAAAAAACCAGUUGAAAGAAACAACAAAAACAACAAA